This is a messenger RNA of Dunckerocampus dactyliophorus (ringed pipefish), 867 nucleotides long. Its product is annotated as rho GTPase-activating protein 11A-like. The coding region runs from base 1 to 867 and encodes 288 amino acids. The record is from RefSeq and is a predicted model, not a curated record. The transcript is spliced from 7 exons. Lineage: Eukaryota; Metazoa; Chordata; Actinopteri; Syngnathiformes; Syngnathidae. Gene Ontology annotation, biological process: signal transduction.
AUGAGAGACUCUUCCUUGGGGGUGCAAAGCUUUCUGGUGGAUGCUUGUUCAUUUCUCCUGGAGCGUGUUGGGACAGUGGGUAUCUUCAGAAAACCAGGCUCUCUCCCUCGCAUCAAAGCCCUUAGGGCCAAGCUGAAUAGUGGAGAGGCAUGUCUACCUACAGCGGCCCCCUAUGAUGUGGCCACCCUCAUCAAGCAGUUCGCCAGGGAGCUACCAGAACCGUUAUUUCCUUCAGAGAUCCAAGAAGCUAUGCUCAAAGCACAGAUGCUGGCUUCUCUGCAGGACAGAACCUCGGCCCUCCAAAUGCUGUCCUGCUUAUUGCCUGCCAGAAACACUUCCUGUCUACAUUACUUGUUCAACUUCCUGGCCGGAGUAUCCCACAGAUGUGAAGACAACCUGAUGACCAGCUCCAAUCUGGCCACCGUCUUUGCUCCCUGUCUUUUACCGCCUCCCAACAUGGAAGAGCUGUCCGAAGGGCGCUUUGAACUCCGAAUUCUCGUCCUGCGCGCCUUCAUCGAAAAGCCACAAUCAUUUGGUGCGAUUCCUAAAGUUGUCAUGGAUAGUAUGGAAUUCCUGAUGAGCUUCCAUCUGGCGGAGGAGCCGAGCUCAAAGAAAAGAACUCGAAAGAGUCACAGUUUGAAAGUGAAGACUGUGCCCUGGUUUCACGGAAGGUCAAAGGUCAGGACACCAAUCACUCAGCAGACGCAAGAGUCCAUCCUGCAAGACCGACCGACCCUCAGGAGGAGUCUUGGUCUGGGGACUUUCCCUAAUGUCGUCCUCUUUAGGACCUGCAUGCCUUGUGCAGUUUCCAUCUCGGAGGCCUUGAGUCCUGGCACAGAGUCUACACUACAGAAAAUGAAAAAGUGA